CUCAGGGCACACCCCCUUGUGCAUGCCCCCCAGCCUAUGGGGGAAAGGUGGUACCACAGAGAUGGGCAUGCAUUCCUGACCACCCCCGCCAUCCGGCUGGCUGAGGGGUGGGGCGGCCCCCACGGGUGCACAGGCAGUGGGGGGCUGGGCCCAGGAGAGGUUCUGCCUGCCCCCGCCCUUCCACCUUGUCUUGGGAGGUAGCUGAACCGGUCUGGCCUGGGAAGCCAAGCUGGGGUUAGCAGUGGACCCCACCCCACCCCACCCACGCCCCCUUGACGAAGACGAUCCUGGAGAGACCGGAAAACCAGGGGUUGGGAUAGGCCUGGGCCAGGGCAGGCCCAGGAAGGAGUCUGGCAGCCAGCUCCAGAAGGGCCAGACUGCUGACGGCUUCCCCCCGGACAGGUCUCUGAUGCCUUGCCCUCUUACUUGCCUCCGGUGUCCUCGGGGCCCAUCCCGUUCCUGGUCCAUCCCCAACUCUCCAGGGGCCAGUUCCACUGCACGCUCCCCAGUGGGAGAGGAAGAGGAGGGCGAUGAAGAUGGGGGGCUCAGGCCCGGCCCUGCUGAGGUGGAGUCCCCCAUCCUGCCUCCACCAUCCCCCAUGGACUGUCUCAUCUGCGUCUCCCCCUUUGACGGUGUUUUCAAGCUUCCCAAACGCCUGGCCUGCGGCCACGUCUUCUGCUUGGAGUGCCUGGCACGGCUCUCGCUGGCCACCGUGGGCAGCGGGGAGGCUGUGGCCUGCCCCAUGUGUCGGGCUCCCACCCGCCUGCCACCUCGCCGCGGUCCUCCCGCGCUGCCCACAGAGCCCCGUCUUCUGCCCCGGGAGGCCCAGGGCCCCAGCCUCUGCCAGGACUCGGUCCGAUUCGACCGGCGACGGGGUCUUCUUUACCUGCGCCCCCCUUCCUCGUCCUCAGGGUUGUCCAAGGCCCGCGAGGGCCCCCCACUCCCCCCUCCUUUGCGGCUGGGCCGGCCCCAAACCAGGACCCUUGGCUGGGACCGCUCGACAUGGGCCUUCCAUGCAGCGGUCACCCUGGCAGUGCUGGUUACCGCGGGGCUAAUCGUCUCUGGGGUCUACAUCUUCUUUCUCAUUCCCCACUCCACCACUCAAGCUAUUGUCUUCCCGCGCCCACCCCUGGCCUCUCCCACCAACUCCUCUUGGUUUCUGCCCCCUGUGACAGCCACUGCAGGAUCCUCAACCUUGCCCCAACUCCUGCGGCAGACCAAACCCAUGGGAAAUGUGCUCCCCACAGAGUUCUCUGGGUCCCCGGAUCCCAGGACCCUGCCUCAUGGUGGCCAACAGGGGGCUGGACCCCCAAGCUCAAACCAGGCUGAGUUCCUGGGAGAGGCCAUGGGUGGUGACCCUCUGGAGGGCUGAUAGAGGAGUGUUGGACUUCUCUCUGUGGGCAUGUGGUUUGGCAGAAGAUUCAAACCUAGAGGAAACUGAGGCAGCCCAGGCAGAUCUGGGGUCUUAGGUCUCUUACAGAUGGGGAAGCUGAGGCAGCCACGGUAGACACAGGGGCAUGAGCAAUGGUCGCGUUGAGUGUAAGGAGGGUUGUUUUGGCACUGGCCAAGCCUGGCUCUCCUGGGAAGGCUCAGCUUGGCCCCAGGCCUCGCCGUGGGCCCCCAGGUGGAUCCUGGGAGCACAGAUGGAGAGGUGGAAUCUAGUACAACUCCCCUUCCUCAUUUUAUAGAGAAAGACGGUGAGGCCCAGAAAAGGGCAGCCCCUUUCUCAGGUGCUGUAGGUAGUGAGUGGGAUGUCGGCCCACCCAUGUGGGACAGGGGAGAUGGGUCCAUCUAGACUAGUCAUUUCCUCUCUGCGAGCCUCAGUUUCUCCAAAUGAAAGUAGGGCUGGAGUGCAGUGGGGUGGAGGGGUUGAAGCCUCAUCUUCCCCCCUGGAGCUUCCUUCGUGGCCUGGGGAUCUCCAAGCACUUCUCCCAGAGUCCCCAUGACCAUCCUCAGUUCUGGCAAUGCGUCCACCAUGGUCAUCCCCAUCUCCCAAGCCCUGCCCACUGCGAUCCAGUGGAGCCACAGCUCCCUGUCCCCUCCCAGGUCCUCUCCUCACACAUGUACCACCAUGCCCACCCUUGGUCCAGCCGGGCGGUGCCACCCCAGCUCCUUCCUGAGGGGUGGCCCAAUGCUUUGUGCUCUCCAGGGCUGUGGGUCGCCCUGAGCCAAGGAGACCUGUCUCCUAUCUCUUGACUCCAAGCCUUUGCCCUGGCUCUGCUCCGGCCCCUGGCUUGGUCCAGCCCUGACUCUGAAGGCCCUCCCACCCUCUGCCGCGCCCCCCCCUCCAGCCCGUGGGUCCCUCCUAGAGGAAGGCAUGAGACUGUCAGCUCCCUGAGGGCAGGCACCUGCAUUUGGUAGCACAGUCGGGAAGACCCGUUAUCUCCCUCUGCCAUGCCUCGAUUUCCCUUUCUGUACAAGCUAAGAGGCUCUGCAAACUCCCGGGAUGAUCAUGUUAGCUUUUGUAAUAAAUGCCUGUUGAUUGAUUGAC
This is a messenger RNA of Vombatus ursinus (common wombat), 2491 nucleotides long. It is a transcript of the gene RNF225, whose product is annotated as ring finger protein 225. The record is from RefSeq and is a predicted model, not a curated record. Bases 410 to 1372 code for a protein of 320 amino acids. Lineage: Eukaryota; Metazoa; Chordata; Mammalia; Diprotodontia; Vombatidae. Gene Ontology annotation, biological process: protein ubiquitination. Gene Ontology annotation, molecular function: ubiquitin protein ligase activity. The transcript is spliced from 2 exons.